Molecule: messenger RNA, 1470 nt
Organism: Ipomoea nil (Japanese morning glory)
Lineage: Eukaryota; Viridiplantae; Streptophyta; Magnoliopsida; Solanales; Convolvulaceae
Product: pentatricopeptide repeat-containing protein At2g40240, mitochondrial-like
Exons: 2
Coding region: 51-1055 (334 amino acids)
Molecular function (GO): protein binding
Source: RefSeq, a predicted model, not a curated record
CUGAACUCCUUUUGAAUUCUCGAUCUCUUCUCCCCUAAACCCUGUUAAAAAUGCUCUCUCUGCGUUCGCUUCUCUGUAAAACCCCAAAAUCAUCACCAUUUCUGUGUGCUUUCUCUACCCAAAGCUCAACCGAUGCCGGCGCAACGCCGGAGACUCUGACGACGUCGAAAUACGAUGAGCUGAUUAAUAAAGCCGGCCGGAAUGGGGACUUCGACGCCGUCCAAUCCCUCCUCGAGCAGCGGGGUAAAGACGGCUUAUUCUGCACCAACUACACCUUCAAGUUCGUUUCCCAUGACGUCUCUAAGCUCGACGAUCUUCUUGCAGCGCUAUCUCGCGUCGACCAGCGCUUCGCCAGGAAGAGCGCGCACGACUGCCUCGUGGCUCGCCUCUCGAAGCUUCAUCACUUGCCGCAGGCGCUGCGCGUGGCCGAGAUCGUGGUGCGCGAGGGCUACGGCUCCAACGCCGUCACUUUCCACCCUAUUCUCAACGAGCUCACUAAGAUGAGGAAGUUCAAGGAGGCGUGGCGCGUGGUGGAGGCGAUGAAGGACUUGAAAGUCCGCCCGGAUCUCACCGCCUACAACUACAUACUCACCGGCUAUUGCUACGUCCGCGAUCUAACCUCAGCCGCCGGAGUUCUCACCAAAUUGGAGAAUGAGAAGCUGGGAGCGGACACCAGGACGUACGACGCGCUGGUUUUGGGCGCGUGCAGGGCCGGAAAACCAGACGCAGCGCUGAGGCUGCUGAUUAGAAUGGUGGACGAGGGGAUUUCGCCGUUGUAUUCAACACACGCGCACAUUAUCGGAUCAAUGGUGAGGCUAGGUUUUCAUGCGCAGGCGCUGGAGUUCGUAAUGACCUAUUCUGGGAGAGACUUGAAAUUAGAUUACGAGAAUUUCGGGACAUUGGCGACGAAAUUGAUUCACAGGAGGAGAUUUGAAGAUGCCAAAGUAGUUGUAAAAGAGAUGAAGCAAAGGGGUAUAGAAAUGGGGGAGAAAUUGAAGGAGUUUUAUGAUAUGCACGCCAUAGAUGAGCAUGAUGCAGCUGGAAAGACUGAGUAAAUUUUAACUUGGAUCUUCUCUGCAUUUGCCAUUUGGAGGAGAAAGAAAAAUUUUCUGCUAAAAGACAUUCUUCUUUUAGGAUAAUUACUCGACCGCCUAAGUGGUGACUAGACGCCACUCAGAUGCCCGACUAGUGCCUAGCGCCUUUUGCGAAGUUUAUUAUGCAUUUUGAUUUUGGUAUAUUUUUCAUGAUGAGAACAGUGUUGAGUGAUCUCCAGCAAAACAUGGGUGUUGUUAAAAUCUUAUUUGCAGAAAUCCUCCUCAUCUUAUGAGUGUAUUCAGUAGCAGAAUUGUUGUGUGUUCAGCUAUUAAUAAACUGCAAUACACUGUUUUAUUCAUUGUAUUGGUUGACAUUCUUUGUAUGAAAACUGUCUGAAAAUUCUAGGGAUCAGUCCACAUUGUUGAGUUGCAACAA